AUGGCAGGUUGGGAAUUAACUCAAUCUUUAAGGGAAUCAAUAUAUAAAUAUGCUUCGUUUAAACAGACAUCCAUAUCAUUGAGGCAGAUGGUUCAGUUUGGACCUAACCCUUCACCAGGGUCAAUAUUUUUGGCUUCCCAGUUCAUUGUAGAAGAAUUACCUAUCAGAUUAGCUAAGAAAGUUAAAGAUCUUGAAAAUGCCCCCUUAGGCUUAAGUAAAACCCCUUCAACCGUCAUAGUAAAGAACUGGUAUGCCCAAUCGUUUGAAGAAUUAGUAAAUUUACCAAAACCAGAGAUUUCACCAGAAUUAAAGAAACUAUUAGAAAAUAAGAACAAUACUCCUACAAUGGAUAUGGGAGAAAGUCAAAUACCCAAAGCACUGGCUGACGAAGGGAAAAUCUUACAUGAAGAUAAUACAGUUAUCGAUGAAAAGCAAAACCCUGUACAUAAUGAAUCAACCAAUCCUGCUAUAAAUAACAUAUUUAGUGACGAUGGGAUUAUAGUAAGACCUCAUCAUAGUUUUAGAAAGAAAAUUGAAGAAAGUAUAAAAUCCAAAUCUCCUACUUAUGGUAAGAAUUAUUAUACACCAACCAAUAUGAAUACUGUAUGGCCAAAGGAAGUUUAUGAUUAUAAUAAAUCAGUAUUUGAUGCAUUAUCAAAAAUCAAAAGACGUCAUGAUGCUACAGUUGCAACUAUGGCUCAAGGUGUUAAAGAAUGGAAAAGUGAACACAAAACCAUUCUUGUCAAUUCUUCAAUUCAAACCUUCUUAGACAGAUUUUAUAUGUCAAGAAUUGGUAUUAGAAUGUUAAUUGGUCAACAUCUAGCUUUGAAUUUAGCACAACAAAAAUCCCCCAAAUCCAAAUUUUCACUAUUUGGUAAUAGUAAACAAAAAUCAAACUAUGUAGGAGUUAUUUGUACUGAUUGUAAAGUCAGUGAAAUUGCUGAAGAUGCUAUUGAAACUGCUAAAUAUGUUUGUGAGGAAUAUUAUGGAUUAUAUCAAUGUCCUGAAAUCAAAUUGAUUUUGACUAAUAAUGAAAUUGAAUUCAUGUAUGUUCCAGGUCAUUUGAUUCAUAUGUUAUUUGAAACUUUGAAGAAUUCCUUAAGAGCAACUAUUGAGUUCCAUUUACCGAUUUUAAAACAAAAAAUGAUUGAUGAAAAUCCAAAUCUAACUCCUGAAGAUAUUGAUAUCAAUGAUUUGAAAUUUCCUCCUAUAAAAGUUAUUAUAUCUGAAGGUUCAGAAGAUAUUGCCAUCAAAAUCAGUGAUGAAGGUGGUGGUAUAGCUAGAAGCGAAAUACCUUUAAUUUGGACUUAUUUAUAUACUACCGUUGAAGAAACUCCAAUUUUAGAUUCUGAUGGUUCAAAUUCUUUCAGAGCUCCUAUGGCAGGUUUCGGGUAUGGUUUACCAAUUUCAAGAUUAUAUGCUCAAUACUUCGGAGGUGACUUGAAAUUAAUUUCAAUGGAAGGUUAUGGGACUGAUGUUUACUUACAUUUAAAUAGAUUGAGUAGUUCUAGUGAACCUCUUCCUUAA
Molecule: messenger RNA, 1527 nt
Organism: Yamadazyma jaroonii
Lineage: Eukaryota; Fungi; Ascomycota; Pichiomycetes; Serinales; Debaryomycetaceae
Source: the annotation of a GenBank genome assembly